GUCUGCUCGAGAGGGCGUGGCCGAGCCGUGACGUUCUGUUUAUAUUCCUAGCUAGCAGUAAACAGUCAGUACGGUAUCCUCUCAGAUCUUCAAACCGUGGACCAGAAACGUGUGCCGUUGUGUCACCCGUGCCCGGGUGCCAUGGUCCUCAGUUACACAUGAGCUCUACUAUGUGGUACAUCAUGCAAAGCAUUCAAAGUAAAUACUCCUUGUCUGAGCGGCUCAUCCGCACCAUCGCAGCCAUCCGCUCAUUCCCACACGACAAUGUGGAGGAUCUCAUUCGUAAGGGAGCUGAUGUGAACCGGAUGCAUGGCACACUUAAGCCCCUGCACUGUGCCUGCAUGGUCGCUGAUGCUGACUGUGUGGAGCUGCUGCUGGAGAAAGGUGCAGAGGUGAAUGCUUUGGAUGGAUAUAACCGCACAGCACUGCACUAUGCAGCAGAGAAGGAUGAGAGCUGCGUGGAGCUGCUGUUGGAGUAUGGGGCCCAGCCUAACGCCCUGGACGGCAACAGGGACACCCCACUUCAUUGGGCUGCCUUCAAAGAUAACCCGGAGUGUGUGAGGGCCCUGCUGGAGAGCGGGGCCUGUCCCAAUGCUCGGGACUACAACAAUGACACGCCUUUGAGUUGGGCAGCAAUGAAGGGCAACCUGGAGAGUGUUAAAGUGCUAUUAGACUACGGAGCCCAGGUCCAUGUGACCAACCUGAAGGGCCAGACCCCUAUCUCACGACUGGUGGCGCUGUUGGCCCGGGGCCUGGGCACUGAACAGGAGGAGGAGUGCCUGGAGCUGCUGUGCCGGGCAGCAGGGCGCUUUGAGAUCCGACGGGCUGACGGCACCCCUCCCAGGGAGCUGAGUAAGGAUCCUCAGCUGCUGGCGAGGCUGACCAACAUGGUGGCUCAGGCUCCCUCACUUCGCUCUCUGGCACGCUGUGCUGUCCGGCAGAGUCUGGGAGUCCAGUUCCUCCCCACUGCUGUAAAAGAGCUUCCUUUACCAGAGACUAUCAAAGACUAUCUACUGCUGAGAGACUGAGGAUAUGAAGCCAUUUGAGGGGCUCUCAGACCUCAUUUGCUGAUUUGCUCAUUAAGCAGCUUUUACUGGCAAGGAAGUUUCUCCAUUGAGUUUGAGAAUAUUUUCUGACAGUGGCCCUCAUUAAUCAAACCUUGCAAAUGAAUACAGAUUUGUGUAGUGGGAGACACAGACCUUUCUUUUUUUUAAUUAUCUAGUGGUUGCACAACAUCUAAAUGAGCAGCGCAGAUUGGUAAGUUUGAUCAAUUUCAGUUGUGGGACAAAAGCUGCACCAAGUUCAUGUUCACAUUGUGUCAAAUGAACAUCUGAAAAUUAUGCACUUUUUGAGCUGCAUCAUAAGAAUUGAUCUACAUGAAGCAAGUUGUGUCCUCCAGGGAGGGUUGGAUCAGAGGCAGCAGGACUUAGUUGUAGAAACGAAAAAGUUUCGCAUCUCGUUCAAGGGGCUUCUACGGUUUUAACUGCCUGGUUGGCAGUCCCAGAUAUCUAACCUCUGUGGGGUAAUUAUCAUGGUCGUAGAAACCACUUGGGUGUGGCUGGCUGUGUGAAUGACACCUGUUAAGGUUGUCACAUAAGGCCAACAAAAUGGACACAUUUUCAAGUUCUACAAGUCCAGUUGCCUUUAAUUGAGCCCUCCUCGGAUAACCAUGACUGAGAAUCUUCAAAUUGAUCUUUUACAAAGAGCCAGUGCAUCUUUUAAAAUUUAAUUAGGCUUAUUAUUAUUUUUUUUGUAUGAAAAAUUGACAUUUUUGUAUUGAGUAUUACAUUUUAAACUUAAGUAUAAAAAAAUGCUAUUAUAAGUUGUCACGGAGCAUGAGAAAAAUCUUAUUUGUUGAGUUUGGUAGUAAAAUUGGUAUUUGCGCAGUGUAAAAAUAAUAUUUAAAUGUAAGUUAGGUUUAUGAAUGAGGGCUAAUGUCUAAUGGUGCAGGCUGUCCAGUAGUUCUGUCAGAGGAUGCAGUUCCUGAAGUAGAGCUCAGGAAUGAAUGUUAUGUAGUUACUUUAAUAGUUGGAGUGGCCCUCUCUCUCCCAGUGACAUCCCAGUGAACUUGCAAUCCGGUCGAUUUUGAAAAACCAAGGGAAAAACAAAUAGUACAAUAAAAUUGCACUUGUUGGGAAGUUUUAUUUGUAUUGUAGAAGCAACAAAAGUUUGCAGAAUGUUAUCAUUGGUUUGACAGAUUGAUUCACAAACUUCGGCAAAAGCACUAAUCUUGCCUCCUUCUAGUCCUCUGAAAAUGUUCAACGCUGAUAAAAGUGAACAUGCCUGCUGUCAUUUACUGUUUCUUGGGUUUUAUUUGAAUAAAGGAUAAAGGGUGCAGUUGCCAAGGAGGAGUAAAAUGUUCUUUCCUUUUUUUUUUUCCUUUUUUUACAAUGGAUGUUUUCAGUCUUAACUUGAAAAAGUUGAUUUUCAGUGGUGCUCCCUCAUCCAGAAUUUUGCACCAUUUGUUUCCAUUUACUUUGAAUUAAAUGUUAAAAUAUUAGAAGCAAGAAAUGGCAUGAUUACUAAGUUUUUGUCCUUGAAAGACUCACUACAUAAGCUUGCGAAAUGUAUUUAUGUUUGUUAUGGCAUCUGUCUGAAGUAAAAUCUGACCAGUGUUUGAUAUUGUUUGCUUGUUCUGCUGUUGUAUAAAAAUUAACCCCUUAGAUCAUGUCAUGUGUACGCCUGCAAAAGUGCUUUUUUUUCUUUGUCAACAUGGAAGUAAAUGCCUUUAUAUUCCA
Chelmon rostratus (copperband butterflyfish) is the source of this 2738-nucleotide messenger RNA. RefSeq names its product ankyrin repeat and SOCS box containing 8 (gene asb8). Gene Ontology annotation, molecular function: protein binding. NCBI's taxonomy places the organism in Eukaryota, Metazoa, Chordata, Actinopteri, Chaetodontiformes, Chaetodontidae. The record is from RefSeq and is a predicted model, not a curated record. The transcript is spliced from 4 exons. Gene Ontology annotation, biological process: intracellular signal transduction. Bases 159 to 1028 code for a protein of 289 amino acids.